UUCGUACUUUUUCUUACAUAUUAUUAUCAUGUACAAGAUCGAGACUCCCCCCAUGUUUCAAGCAAAGCACAGGUAUUUGUAAGCAAACCUUAAACGACAUGUCGUCUUCGCCGUCGUCGUUGACCGUGAGGUGUCUCAGCGAGAUAUCGGAGUCGGAGACGGUGCAUUUCGGAGUCGAUAUCGUGUCGGCGGCGAGACGAAACAUCGGGUUCUUGAGAAGUGUUUACGAGUGCCAGUGGCUUCACCAAAGAGCAACGAUUAUUGAAGCAAUAAGGAGGUAUGAGGAGGUGUGGAUGCCGUUGAUUUCUAAUCUAACGGUGGAAGGGUCAUCUCCUCCUAUGUUCUUGCCACCUUUUGAUGUUGAGUGGGUUUGGUUUUGUCACACCUUGAAUCCAGUUGGUUACAGGAACUACUGUGAGUCAAGAUUCUCAAAACAAAUCGGAAAACCAGCGAUCUUCAACGAAGAAAACGAAGAGUACGCGAUUAUGAGCUGUAAACAGAUCUGGGUUCAAAGAUAUUCAUCGGAGCCAUUCGAAAACGAAGCGGAAUCCGAUGAAUAUUCCAAAAACCCGCCAUUGUUGAUGAACGAAGAUCUUUUCAAUGAAGUCGAAAAGCACAAGCUUUUGUACUCAAAAUUCUCAGAACCCUACCUGUGUGAGCUGAUGCACUUGAUAGCAGCAAGACAAAGAUACAAAGGAUUUCUGUACGUGAUGCAAAGAUUUGGAGAUGAGUGCUUUAGAUUUGUGCCUGCUCUGGAUAUUCUACUGAUGCUGAUGACACAUCAGAGCUACCCGACAGUGUAUGCAGAGGAUAUGAAAGAGAUGUGGGAUUACUUGGGCAAAGUAGUGGGGUUAUGGGAGCCUGUAAAAGAAAAACAAGUAGAAGAAACCAAGAAGCUUUGGGAGAGAACCUUUGAUCAACCUUAUGAGAAAGCUGGAGGUGGGAUUGCUAUGGAUUUGGAUAAGGUUUCAUUGCCCAAACCACCAAUGUAUUGGGAGGUUUCAGAUGUUGAUGUCAACACUACAUACAAGUCCAUGAUCCCAAGGUUUCUCCUCGAGGUUUGUGUUUUCAUGAGGCUCAAUGGUCCGAUGAAAGCAACGGAUGGAGACACAAAACACAAUUUUCUUCGUCUCAGGAUGUUAAGAUGUCAUAGGGAGCUUAAGCUUGAUAAACCGAUUGCCGACUUUUCGUACGACUCGUGGCGGAAAGCAUGGCAUUUGUACUGUGAGUUCGGAACGAAAGGACUUACCGUUGAGUUCCGCGGUCGCGGUGGUCGUUGCUUCAAAGGAAGCAAAUUGCUGAGCUCAAUGGUGUUUUGUUGGAACGAUUUACUAAGGGCACCAACUAUUACAUUGGCGAGAGAGAUUGAACACGUGAGGGUUGUCGCUUCUAUAACUCCCCCGGUUCAAGCACCGUACUUGCUGAAAUGUGUGCCUGAUCGAGUGACGGAUGACUCGGGAGCCAUGAUAUCCGAUGUGAUUCUGAAAUUGAACAAUUAUCGACCCCAGAAAGGCCGUUGGCUGUCUCGUACGGUUCUAGACCAUGCUGGAAGAGAGUGUUUUGUUGUUAGAAUAAGAGUGGGAGCAGGGUUUUGGAGAAGAGGAGCAGAAACUCCUUGUGCGGUAAAUUGGGACGAAAGGAUAACCGAGAUACGUGAAGGCUCUUGGUCUUAUGUUGCUGAAUCUAUCGGUAAAGCUCCUGAGAAAGUUGUAGGAACAGCAACACCAAAAGAAUCUCCAGAUCAAUGGCAGGCGGCAUGGCUGUUUUCGACAGGAGAUGAAUUACUCAUAAACUCGGGAUCAUCGACAUCGAGUUCCGGCCUCAAUUUUUGUCUUAAAACUCGACAAUCUUCGGAUUCAUCCGUCAUGUUGUUGAGGGGACGUAGAAUGCAAUACCAUAUCGAAACCGAAAGCAACGUCGCCGAAGAAGUGGAUGACGGAUUCGUGACUCUUGUGAGGUUCACGGAAGAUAAUCCAACAGGAAGAGCGACGGCGUUGUUGAAUUGGAAGCUGUUAGUGGUGGAACUAUUGCCCGAAGAAGAUGCCGUAUUCGUACUUCUACUUUGCGUUUCGAUACUUCGGACCGUGUCCGAGGUAACUAAGGAAGAUGUCGGAAAGUUGUUGAUACGGCGGAGGUUGAAAGAGGCGAAACUCGGCGCUCGAGACUGGGGUUCUGUAGUACUUCAUUCAUCUUCAUUACCUUCUACCGGUAUUAAUUCACUCUAUUUGCAGCCUUGGUAUUUGAAUGCCAGCAAAGUCAUGGCACAUAAUGAAGAUGACUGUAUUACGAGGCAGCCGGCAUUGAAGUAUUCGCUGGCCGAGGGCGGCGAUAUGCUGUACAAGCGUGCGAUCAUUACAUAAGAAACUGUUGAGUAAACAUCUACCAUUUUUUUAAGCAGUCAAAGAUAUGCACGUAAUUUGCAAGACUAUGUUGUUAAAAAAUGAGUAAAUUUCAACGGAAGUCCCCAAACUAUGGUUCAGAUUUUUGAAAUUGGUUCA
Messenger RNA from Hibiscus syriacus, 2498 nucleotides. RefSeq names its product glycine-rich domain-containing protein 1. Lineage: Eukaryota; Viridiplantae; Streptophyta; Magnoliopsida; Malvales; Malvaceae. The record is from RefSeq and is a predicted model, not a curated record. The transcript is spliced from 7 exons. Bases 99 to 2360 code for a protein of 753 amino acids.